This is a messenger RNA of Phoenix dactylifera (date palm), 1697 nucleotides long. RefSeq lists its product as uncharacterized. The record is from RefSeq and is a predicted model, not a curated record. Lineage: Eukaryota; Viridiplantae; Streptophyta; Magnoliopsida; Arecales; Arecaceae. Gene Ontology annotation, cellular component: mitochondrial outer membrane.
UUAGGCCCAAGAAAUGCAGGCCAGCGAUCACCAAGAGCGUGAACGCAUGAUUCGCUCGACUCGCCUGGUCAGCUUGCCCGAGUCACGUCUCCUUAUUAUCCCACCAACAUUCCCACGCCGUCGGCAUCGACGACCCAUCCGGUGUUUCGCCGACGUUCCUCUCGGCCCAACCAUCCAAAGCCCGUCAUAUACCCCCAGGACUUCUCUCUUUUCUAAGCGUCUCGUCUCUUCCCUCGUACCCUCCCAUCCCGGCCGCCGGGACCGCCCUCUCCCUCAGACGAUGGAUCGCGCCGGAGACUACUCGUCGGGAUCCGAUUCCUCCGCCGCCGCCGCUACCGAGGACUACGUCCACGUCUCCAGCGCCGAUCCCCCUGUGGCGGUGGUGGCGGCCGAAGAGGCGGCGCCGAACCCUAACCCUAACAUUCGCGCGGAUUCCGAGCUCCCUGAGGCUCCGGCGUGGAGUUCUAUCGAGGAGAAGGCUCGUGCUUCGGUUGCCGCCGAUGAUGAGGUUCUUGGAGGGCUGGGAGGUCCUGACCUGGAUUCUGUGGAUGGGGAAGAGGAGCGGAAGAGGGUUCUUCCGGAGGAGUUGUCGAAGGGCGUCGCGAUCUUAGAGUGCGAGUCCUCGGCCGAAGGAGGCACCUGCGACGUGUACUUGGUUGGAACCGCUCACGUUUCUCAGGAAUCAUGCAAGGAAGUUCAGGCCGUCAUCAGUUACUUGAAACCACAGGUUGUUUUCUUGGAGUUGUGUUCGAACCGUGUUGCCAUCUUGACCCCCCAAAAUCUUCAGGUUCCUACUUUGAGUGAAAUGAUUGACAUGUGGAAGAAAAAGAAGAUGAAUACUUUCGGAAUUCUCUACAGCUGGUUUCUUGCCAAGGUUGCUGAUAAACUCGAGGUUUUCCCUGGUUCUGAGUUCCGAGUGGCAUUUGAAGAAGCAAUGAGUUAUGGAGCCAAGGUUAUAUUGGGUGAUCGUCCUGUCCAUAUCACCUUGAGGAGAACUUGGGGCAAAAUGACAUUAUGGCAUCGAGCAAAAUUUCUGUACUAUAUACUCUUUCAAGCAAUCUUUUUACCAGACCCUGAAGAUCUCAAUAAAAUGUUGAAGGAAAUGGAUGAUGUUGACAUGCUAACUCUUGUGAUUCAAGAGAUGAGCAAGGCAUUCCCCACUUUGAUGGAGACACUUCUACAUGAACGUGAUAUGUAUAUGUCAUCUACAUUGUUAAAGGUUGCCAGAGAACAUUCUUCAGUAGUUGCAGUUGUUGGCAAAGGGCAUUUGUCGGGAAUAAAGAAGCACUGGAAGCAGCCUAUUGAGGUAAAGCAUCUAUUGGAAGUUCCUGCCAAAGGUGCAGGUCUUUCUCGGAUGAAAAUCUUAGCAUCUUUAGGUGUGGCAGUGACCGGGGUUGCCAUUGCUACUGGACUCUAUCUUGUGGGCAAGAGGUGACACGAGAUAAACAGAAAGUUCUCAACUAGACAAAAGCAGUGCAAGCAGUUCACUUUCAUUUAUACUAAUGAUAGUUUCAUAUUUAAUCGUGCUUUAUAUUUUCUAUAUAUGAUACAAAAGUGCUAUGUUUUCCUGCAGUUGGAAUAUCCAACAGCUGGAAUAUGAUAAUCUUUCAGGUUUUUGGAUGCGGUCUGUUGGUUGCCAAAAUUUGAAAUCUAUUCGUAGUCCUAUACAAGUUUAUCAUGGACCCGACAUAUCAGAA